CAAGAACUUGUCAACUAUUCAGAAACCCCCGUCUCAGCCUACAUACCUGCAUACAACUGCUGGUCUUAAGUUUGAUCGACAUCAACCUUGCAGAGCAACCACACCACAUACGCAUACUUCCUCGACUGACUAGGUAGUCUACCUUGCCAGUAUUUUUUUCAACAUGGACAGAACCAACCAAUCAGUUUCUUCCAACAAAUGCACUUGGGGUUCCGCUGGGAACCGGCCCCUCUCUCCCCAUCCCGACCCCGCCGCCGCCGGAGAUCGUGAUAGAAACGCUCUAAACGACAUGCACUGUCCUAAAUAUCCUCCGCCCAACGCCGACGACUUGGGUAGCGAACUGGGCGAUAUGUACGCCAAGUCGGCAAAGCUACAGCCCAGUCGCAUCGACAAAUAGAAAGAAAAAAGAACAUGGAAUAAGAGGCAGACUGGGCCGUCGUCUAAGCUAAAAAGAGAGAGAGAAUAUGAGUGCAUCGCUGCAAAGACAAGACAAGACAAGACAAGACAAAACAGGAUAAAAUUGUGUCGCGAGACUGGUUGUUUGGAUAACAUCACUGCACCUGGUUUAUUUAUCGAAUUUUUUCAUUCAUCGUUGUUUCUCUCGUUUUGUUUCUGGUGUUGGUUAUUCUUUGUUUCUAUUUGUAUAUAUAUACACAGGACGGGUGUCAAGCAUUGGGUGGGAGCCAUACAGAUUGCUUCAGAUAGAUCAACUCAUUAUAAACUUGG
Fusarium graminearum PH-1 is the source of this 726-nucleotide messenger RNA. RefSeq lists its product as uncharacterized. NCBI's taxonomy places the organism in Eukaryota, Fungi, Ascomycota, Sordariomycetes, Hypocreales, Nectriaceae. The transcript has 2 exons. The record is from RefSeq and is a predicted model, not a curated record. Bases 164 to 397 code for a protein of 77 amino acids.